UUUAAAUUAUCAACAAUCAUCAAUAAUGAUGAUUAAAUUUGGGACACAAUUGAAUUUAAUCCAUCUAAUGAUGAUUAAGAAUUAGAAAUGAGAGAGAGAGAGAGAGAAAAGUUCUGAUAUUGUAUUAUCAACUAUACUAUUUACUUAGUAUUAAUGAUUAACAUUAAUCAAAUCUGUUAAUUCCUACCGAUUAUGAGAAAAUAAUAGAUAAAGUUGAAUGAUGAUCAAGAUGAGGAUUAAGAUGAUAAGGGAUGAAAAGAAGGAGCAAAAACAGUGAGAGGUUUAGCAAGUUAAAGGUAAGAUGAUGAUGAUAAGUUAUCAUCAUCAUCAAAGUCCGGCCUUUUGAGUAGAUGUGACUUGAUAUCAGUGAGAGUGAUGAAGAUGAGGAUGAUUGUGAUGAUGUACAGAGAUGACAAGAUGAUGAGGAUGAGGAGGAGGAUCAAUGAAAUAGUAAAAAUCAUUAUAAUCAUCAAUGUCCAUCCUCAAUAUGAAUGGUCAUCAUUAUUGAUAAGCCUAACUGGACUCAACAUCUUUAUAUAUAAAUAAAUUGGUAAAAAGUUUCAAAUUCAGUUGAUUAGUUGAAUUUGAUUAGCUAAUUGUAAAUUUGUUUUCUUUCAAAUUUUCUUAUAUUAUUAAUAUUUGUUAUAUACAUGAGUUCCUAUCGUUUUUAAUUAUUUAAUCAUCUUAAUUAUCAUUGAGUUUCCAUUGUUUUGUUUAGAUUUUGUUAUUACACUUUUUUACAUUUACUUUCCGUUUUAUUUUAUUAUAUUAGUGAUCAGUUUAACAAUUAAUAAUAAGCUGCCUGAAAAUGAGCAAACAAUCAAGUUUAAUCAUCCUUCAUUUGGUGAUUGUUACCCUAAUUGUUAUGUUAAUUGUUCCCUGUCAAGUUAACGGAUUCAAGAAACUUUUCUACAAAAAGUUAAUCAAGGCUGGGAUAUUGGGUAAACUUUUACUCGGAGGUAAAAAAGUUAUCAUUGCUUUCCCAAUGCCGAUUCCAAUGAGUCAUGAAAUGUCCUCGCCCUGGGGCAAUGGCGUUGGUUUUGGAGGUGGUGGAGGAUUCGGAGGUGGCAGUUGGCCACCAAGCAUGUGGAACGGCGGUGGAUGGGGGGAAUCUCCAUCACCUUGGUCUUUCUAAUUGUAACAAUUAGUUAAAUGGAUAAGGUAACAACCGAAAACUUUGUCUCUCUUAAUUGUAAUAACCUCCAAAAACGAAACAACAACAACUAACUAACUUUAAGAAAGUAUAUCAACCUGUUAAUUGUACAAUCUCAACAAACUUAUAUUAUAUAUUUAGUAACAAUUAAUUUCCGUUUUUAACUUUUUUCUUUUAAAUUACUUUUCUUGUCUUAAUUUACUAUGAGCGUUCAUUGCUAAAUUAACUGGAUAAAACGCUCAAGAGAAACAAACUAAUUGAUGAUAAUAAAAUUACAUGUCUUACUAUUCAUCUUAA
Molecule: messenger RNA, 1450 nt
Organism: Panonychus citri (citrus red mite)
Lineage: Eukaryota; Metazoa; Arthropoda; Arachnida; Trombidiformes; Tetranychidae
Exons: 2
Coding region: 809-1135 (108 amino acids)
Source: RefSeq, a predicted model, not a curated record